UAUAAAAGAGAAGCCGCAUGAAUUUGUUUGGGAGGCUAAUUUGUUCAUCUUCAGUUUCGAGCCACUUCACGACUUGUCUUCUCAUCUUCAUCCUUCAUUUUUCUCCCCAGCGUAGUAAUAAUAAUAAUAAUAAUAACCGUAAUUCUAAUAAUCUUGAGCUUAAUCUUUUGAUCAAAAAUUGA
Brassica oleracea var. oleracea is the source of this 182-nucleotide messenger RNA. RefSeq lists its product as uncharacterized. The record is from RefSeq and is a predicted model, not a curated record. The coding region runs from base 18 to 182 and encodes 54 amino acids. The transcript has a single exon. NCBI's taxonomy places the organism in Eukaryota, Viridiplantae, Streptophyta, Magnoliopsida, Brassicales, Brassicaceae.